Messenger RNA from Camellia sinensis, 864 nucleotides. The record is from RefSeq and is a predicted model, not a curated record. Lineage: Eukaryota; Viridiplantae; Streptophyta; Magnoliopsida; Ericales; Theaceae.
AUGGUGGGACCUCCUGACACGAGAAGGUGGGACAGGCGUUGUGAAUAUCACAAAGAUCAUCGUCAUGAUACAGACAAUUGCUAUGCCUUGAAAGACCACCUCGAGGAAUUGAUGCAAGAUGGUCGGCUCCAGCAACACGUCCGGAAGAGCACAAUCAAAACUGUUGCCCUUCGGCAGGAGUCACCUUCCCUCGGCGUUAUACAUAUGAUAUACAGCCUUCCAAUGCCAUGUACCAUACACUCAAUUCAUUCAGCCCCCCAGAAGCAAUGCACACAAGCGAAACAGCCCCACGAAGCUCCGAGUAUCAUCUUCAACGAUUCUGAUCUUAUCGACAUAAUGCUCCCCCAUAUUGAUCCAUUGGUCAUUGAACUAUCCGUGAAUCAAUUUACCGUCGAAUACGUCCUCAUAGACCAGGGAAGCACUUCGGAGGUCAUGUACUACGAGACCUUCCUCAUACUCAGCUUCAAUGAAUCAGACCUUUCUCUGGCUCCUCAUCCAUUAUUCGGCUUCAACGCAAAUCCAGAGUACCCGUUAGGAAAAAUCACGUUACCCGUUCGGGCGAGCUCUCAAACGGUGGAUGUGGAAUUCAUGGUCGGCAAGCUCCCUUCGCCGUAUAACCUCAUCAUGGGGCGAACUUGGCUGCAUACUAUUCGGGCCGCACCAAGCACCUAUCGUCAGCUGCUACGCUUCCCGACCGAACAUGGUGUUGAGCAAAUCCGUGGUUCCCGGCAAUCCGCACAAGCAUGCUAUCUCUUUUCUGGAAAGACACUAACGGAGAUGCAGCUCAACUCCACUGAAGUGUCAAAUCGAGACAGUCUCGUUGAUGUCGGACGGCUCCCUGACGACAAGCCACGGAAGCUCUAG